Culicoides brevitarsis is the source of this 1858-nucleotide messenger RNA. Its product is annotated as nose resistant to fluoxetine protein 6-like. Bases 204 to 1688 code for a protein of 494 amino acids. Lineage: Eukaryota; Metazoa; Arthropoda; Insecta; Diptera; Ceratopogonidae. The record is from RefSeq and is a predicted model, not a curated record. The transcript is spliced from 8 exons. Gene Ontology annotation, molecular function: acyltransferase activity, transferring groups other than amino-acyl groups.
CUUUUAACGAGAGCUUUGUCGAAACUCUUCAUGCAGAAAAUGACUUUGAAAUAAAUUACAACUACACUCUCGAUACAAGGCUGUUCAAACACAUAGAUGCUUACAACCAAGAGCAUAGAGAUCUAAUAAAUAAAUGCGUAAAUCUCUAUUUGAAUAACUUCAAAUUAAAGGGAUACUCAACUGCUAUACUGUGUGAGACAAAUAUGGACAAUAAAGAAAGCAAAACAGAUUACUUAGAUGUAAUAUUUUUAAUGUUUCUGGGAGCGAUUGUUGCAAUGUCAGCAAUAUGUACUUAUGCAGAUCGAAGAAACAAUGAUGAAGGAACAUUAAACUACUACAAAGAAGCAAUUAACGACAAAACAUUGAAAUGGAAUCUCAUUACUGCAUUUUCUAUACCCCGAAAUUAUUACAAAUUGGUUCAACCUGCAAAAAAUGAAACAGAACGAGAUUUGAGAGUCGCACAAGGAAUUCGAGUAUUUUUUUUAUACUUUAUGGUCUUCUCACAUACAACAAUUGGAUACGCUGUUGAGAUCGCCUUGAAUCCAGAGUAUUAUGAAAGAAGUUAUCAUCAAUUAUUACCUGUUUUGUUAUUCAAUGGAAUUACAUAUAUCCAAGUAUUUUUUGCGAUUGCUGGAUUUAUGUUGGCUGUACAAAUUAUGGAAGUCGCAACUAAAAAUGAUGAAGAAUUUAGAUUUUAUCCUUUGGCAGUAAUUUAUCGAUAUUUAAGAUUUCUUCCUGUUUACGGCUUUCUCGUAUUUUUUAAUGCUACCUUUUUGGUAAGAAUACAAGAUUCAGCACAUUGGCAAAGAAUCGGAGGAGUCGAAAGACAAUAUUGUCGAAAAAAUUGGUGGGCUAACAUCUUUUACCAAAACAGUGGAUAUGAUAAAUCACAAAUGUGCAUGUUUCAUACUUACUUUAUAACGUUAGAAUUUCAAUUGUUCAUGUUCGCAUUAGCUUUCCUGAUGAUCAUUUGGCGUUAUCCAAAAUGUCAGCGGGUAUUUACGUCAAUUAUCACACUUCUGUCAAUUGCAUCUGCAGGAAUUUUGACAUACAUCUAUAAUUUGGAUGGAAUAUUAGUUAUAACUCCUGAAGAACGUCAUGUAUUAACACAACAAUCGUACUUUCAGAAUUUCAUGAGUGCAAUUGAGCCAAAUGCCGGUCCUUAUUUCAUUGGAAUAUCAUUUGGAUUAUUGUAUCAUCCCAUGAAAAAUAGUCAAAUUUUAACAAAAAUUAAGUACAAAUUAGCUUACUAUAUGUGGUAUGUUUUACCAAUAUUCGCUGUGUUAUCAAUGUUGUCCACGCAACUAUUUUACGAAUAUGAUUUUGAAAAGCCAUCAAUUUGGAUGUCAGUAUACGCAAUGUUCACACAAAACAUUUGGGGACUUACAGCUGUAUCAGCAGCUCUUCUUUUCUGUUUUAAGAAAACAACAUUCCUCACUUCGAUGUUAAAUCUUCCUAUAUUUUUACCUGUUUAUCGACUUACGUAUACAACAUACAUUUGUCACAUCUCUGUUUUGUACAUCAUUGCAGGAGCAAGCAAAGGCGCAAGUAAUAUUGGGACAGUUCCUUUGUUAUUGUUCUCAACCUCAUGUUUCAUAUGUUCGCACUUCAUAGCUUUUGUGUUAACAAUUUUAAUCGAAUAUCCUACAAUAGGUGUGAUAAAUCAACUUUUCCGAAAAUUAGAUUGACUUAUUUUAAAUUGUUUGCAGGAAAAAGAAAUUCUAGAUUUACAGAACAUUUGGAACUUGUUACGUAGCUGUUGAAUGCAGGGAAUGGAAUUAGAAUACAACUUAGUUGUUAUAUUGUUUACCAAACUAAAAAUUUUAAAACAUGCAAGUGCUUGCCGUUGCCAUUUUUU